This is a messenger RNA of Dufourea novaeangliae, 2464 nucleotides long. It is a transcript of the gene Ptp61F, whose product is annotated as tyrosine-protein phosphatase non-receptor type 1. The coding region runs from base 458 to 1906 and encodes 482 amino acids. The record is from RefSeq and is a predicted model, not a curated record. The transcript is spliced from 9 exons. Gene Ontology annotation, biological process: protein dephosphorylation. Gene Ontology annotation, molecular function: protein tyrosine phosphatase activity. NCBI's taxonomy places the organism in Eukaryota, Metazoa, Arthropoda, Insecta, Hymenoptera, Halictidae.
CGGCGGUUAAACGAGACGAAGAAAGAGGAAAGAAGGGAGGGAAAGGAACUCUGGUUACCCGAAGAUGUCAGCACGUUGACUCGUGUUUCGCGGUGGCAGCGGCGGUGUACGCGAGAUCGGUGGUGGUUCCUACUAUCCCGCGAGUGGAGUGCAGUGUGUGGACUGUGGUGUAGUACGUUUGAGAAACGGAGCUGGUACACGUACGUACGCGAGGAGCUGUGGUGUGGUUGCGCGUUUUCGUCUCCUCCCGUGCCGCGGGGGCUGCCCUUCGCGAGAAUCCGCGUCACGCAUGGCACCGCUCCUCCGCCGUGCCUAAGACGCCUUUUUCCCGGAGACAGAGAGAGCGAGAUCGCGACCGGGGCCCAGCCUCUUCGCGUGCCUCGUCUCGUUUUGCCGUUUUUUUUUCUCUCUCUCUCGAACGCCGAGGUGAUCGCGAGUUUACAACCGAGCCGACAGAAUGACCAGCCAGGAGACGCGUGACCAAGGGAUCAGCAAUGUAGAGACCGAGUACCUCGAGAUCAACUCGAAAGAAGCCUGGCCGAUCCUCUAUCAGCAUAUACGUAACGAAUGCAGCAAUUUCACAUUCACAUGUAACGAAUCAAAGAAACCACAGAACAAAAAUUUGAAUCGUUAUAGAGAUGUUGCCCCUUAUGACCAUAGUAGAAUUGUCCUUAAAAGGGGGCCAUGUGAUUACAUUAAUGCCAACCUUAUAAGGGUAGAUCGUGCUCACAGACAAUACAUUCUUACCCAAGGACCAUUGGAAAAUACUGCUGGCCAUUUUUGGUUAAUGGUAUGGGAGCAAAAUUCUAAAGCAGUGUUAAUGUUAAAUAAAAUAAUUGAAAAGAAUCAAGUUAAGUGUUAUCAGUAUUGGCCUCUGGGUGAUCUGUUGGAUGAUACUAUGACAUUUCUGGAUGUUGGUAUAAAAGUAGAAUAUGUCAGGAAAACAGAUUCAUCGGAUUACACGACUAGAAUAUUAAAAUUAACAGAUUUGGAAUCGAAAGAAAGUAGAGAAAUACUACACUUUCACUAUACUACUUGGCCAGAUUUUGGAGUACCGCAGAGCCCAACAGCCUUUCUUCGUUUUCUGGCUGAUGUUAGGCAAUCGGGAGCAUUGGAUCAAAAUGUUGGGCCCCCGGUUGUUCAUUGUUCUGCUGGUAUUGGAAGAUCAGGAACAUUUUGCUUAGUAGACACCUGCCUUGUUUUGAUUGAAGAAAAUGGAUUGAAUUCUGUGAAUGUUAGAGACGUAUUGAUUGAAAUGAGAAGAUCCAGAAUGGGUUUAAUCCAGACGCCGGAUCAAUUGAGAUUUUCGUAUGCUGCUAUCAUCGAAGGAGCAAAACAAUUGCCAUCCAAUAACGUGAACAUUGAUAAUGAGAUAGUAACAAAUCAUUAUGAUAUAGUAAAUAAUAUUAGUCAUUCUUCGAUCGAAGAAGAAGACGAACCGCCUCCUUUGCCACCACCGAGAGGUGAGUCGUUAACGCGUAGUAUGAUGGCGGAUUUAACUUCAAAUGUAACGACGAAAAACGAUGAAUUAGGUGGACCUCCUGAUAAACCAUUGCCAAGGGAACCGCCGACUCACGUAGAAACAUCGAACAAUCCACCACGCGCAAACUCUACAGUGAUCACGAAUAAUUUACACGAAAACAAUUCCGACGAUGUUGCAGUGCCUAAUGAAACCAGAAGUGACGGUGAAAAUUCUUUGCAGACGAACAGCCCUCCGUCCAGUCCAAAUGCGAAAAACGAAGUACGUCAGCGCACUAAAGAAAAGAACGAACGUUUGACAGCAUGCGUACGGGAGAUCAAGCGUCGACAAAAGGAGACAGAAGAAUGGCAAAAGCUCAAGAGAUCUAAAAGCGAAACUACCGAAACCAGCGAAACCGUGCACGAGGAGGCCGAGCCGGCGAUCUAAAUGUACCGUAAAGAAACGAACCGAGAUCGCGAUUUAAGUGCCCUAAGAGACAUACAUAGACACACACACACAUACAUACAUACAUUCACGUACUCACAUAUAUACAGAGAGAAAGAGACAUACACGUUACAAAGAAUGACAAGCAGAGAGAGAGAGAGAGAGAGAGAGUGAGAGAGAGAGAGAAAGAGAGAGAGAGAGAGAGAGACGUUCGUUAUUUUCGAAACGUUUUAUACACCACGAGCUAAUGAAGCUAUUUAUUGAAGACCAUCCAUGAACAAAAGUACAUAAAUUGGAGGAAAUAAAUCGAUGUGUUUGGUACAACUCGAUCCUCGAUCCUUUGAUGCCGCGCGAGAAGACUUUUUUUUGGGCAUCCCGUGACGAUUCAUCCUAUCCCGUGAGCUUCGAUCUUCAUCCCUUAUUCGUCUUCUCUUGGAUACCAUGGGUGAGUAACGAUUGCCGUCUGUAAUGACUCGUUUUUCUCUGUUUCACACUAAUAUCAUGGCAAAAAUUGUUUUGUACAGUAUUAUAAUUACCCUUUCCUGUAUAGUCGGGACUGGU